GGGCAUGCGUAUCCCGGCGGAGCGGCGCGGGCCUGGCUCCCGGCGAUGUGAGCCUCCCCCGUCCAUGGCCGGUCCUGUGUCGGGCUGAAAACCUUUUCUAAAGACUGUAGUGCUGACACUUGCUAAGGCUGUUACAAGGAAGGCCUCACAGUUGCUGCCAAAAUUUGAUGGAUUUUAGUGGAUUCUGAAGUAUGACAUCAUGGCAAGAUUUCGCAGAAGAACGUGCAUCAUUUUGUUGCUUUUUAUUUUGUUUAUUUGCUCCAUAAUGAUGGCUUUGAAGACUCUGAGACCUGACAGAGCUGGCUUUGGGGACCCAUUUGGACUUGGUUUAUUGCCUGAGCUUCAACAACGGACAGAGCUCUUAGAGAGUAAACGGAGUUCACUGAAUAGGGUUCAAGGAGAGACUGUAACACAGAUCAGUAACAUGCAUGCCGCUGUGGUCAAUACUAUGAAAGCAUCCAUGCCUCCUGCGAACAAGUUGGAAGGAGAGCUGUCUUCUCCUAAUUAUAACUUUCAUAUAUUCUAUUAUAGUUGGUUUGGGAAUCCACAGUUUGAUGGCAAAUACAUUCACUGGAACCAUCCGUUGUUGCCACAUUGGGAUCCCAAAAUUGCAAACAAUUAUCCAAAGGGAAGGCAUAAUCCUCCUGAGGACAUUGCAGCCAAUUUUUAUCCUGAACUUGGAUCUUACAGUUCCAAAGAUACUUCUGUCAUAGAAGCUCACAUGAAACAAAUGCUUUCAGCUUCAAUUGGUGUAAUAGCACUUUCAUGGUACCCACCGGGUAUGGCUGAUGAAAAUGGAGAACCAACUGAUGAUUUGGUGCCUAUUAUUUUGGAUUAUGCAAGCAAGUACAAUCUAAAGGUCACUUUUCAUAUUGAGCCCUACAAAGAUAGAGAUGAUCGCAGUAUGUACCACAAUGUCAAAUACAUCAUUGACAAAUAUGGAGCCCAUCCAGCCUUUUACAGGCAUAAGACCAGCACAGGCAGAUCUCUUCCCAUGUUUUAUGUUUAUGAUUCUUACGUAACAAUUCCUGAAAUAUGGGCAAAUCUGUUAACUGUAUCUGGAUCCCAGACUAUUCGAAAUACUCCAUACGAUGCGUUAUUCAUUGCUCUUCUUGUAGAAGAAAGACACAAACAUGAUAUUCACAGAAGUGGCUUUGAUGGAAUGUACACAUACUUUGCCACAAAUGGGUUCUCUUACGGCUCGUCUCAUCAUAAUUGGGCAAGUUUAAAAGCCUUCUGUGACAGCAACAACUUAAUGUUUAUUCCAAGUGUGGGACCAGGAUAUAUCGACACCAGUAUCCGACCGUGGAACAACCACAACACCCGUAAUCGUGUCAAUGGAAAAUACUAUGAGACUGCCUUUAAUGCAGCCCUUUUGGUGAGACCAGAAAUUAUUUCCAUUACAUCUUUUAAUGAAUGGCACGAGGGUACUCAGAUUGAAAAAGCUGUCCCCAAAAAAACUGGACAAAUAGUGUACCUUGAUUAUAAGCCCCACAAACCAAAUGUUUACCUAGAGCUCACUCAGAAGUGGUCUGAGAAGUACAGAAAAGAGAAAGAGCAGUGGCUUAUGUGAGCUAUUUCUACUGCAGUUGUUUCUUAGCAUAUUGGAUCCAGUGAGAAAGAAAUUGAGAGCUGAAGAAUCUGUUAUGAAAUGCCUCUGUUAUGGGUAUGUUUAAAUCAUUAUAUUGCAUUAACGUAAAUGCACUACUGCUGAAUUUUGAAGAGGAAAAAAGUGUGAGAAUAUUGGCAUCUCAUUGGAUACUGUAGUUCAAGAAUGCUUUAUUUUAAUUAGUAAUUUGCAUGCUGAGCUUCAAGAACAUCUGCAUGGGAUAACUACAUGACUGAAGUAGUACAAAAAUUUGACAGAUAUUUGUAUACUUUAUUCAUGUACUUCUGUUUCUAAUCUAAGUGAUCCUUUAAGCUAAACUUAAUCUUGAUAGCUUGCUUUUUGCAGGAUGCAUGUCAGUAGCAUGUGGAGUAAUCUACAGCUACUGUUUUUAUGCUUUGCACAUUGGGAGUUCUUGAUUAUGAUUAUUUUGUGGUAAAAACACUGUAUGUAUGUCCGAUGCAACAUUGGUGAGUUUUCAUUUAUUUCUUUUUUAAAUAUAUAUUUUUGAAAGAUUGAGUUCCAAAGAACUACUGAAAUAUUUCUAGUUUACUUCUAUUUGUUCUGUUCAGUACAUGCUGCAUACUUUUGCACGUUACUGGAAUGCUGACCAGUUUACAUAGUUUUUCUAUGUCUGAACUUUAUUAAAAAAAUAAAAAUAAAAUAAAAUCCCAACAACCAAACAAAGAAAACAGCAACAAAAAACCCUGAAAUUUGAGAGCAGAAAAAAAAUUCUAAAGAUACAGAAGAAAACCAACUAUAGUUACAUGUUGUAUGUUGACUACAGGCACAGAUUUAGUUUGUUUUUAAAAACAUCAAAGAUUCUAAAGCUAAUAUUUUGGUAGUCAUACAAUAAAUAUAAUUUUAAGUUAUGCUUUUUCAUUCAUAAUUUUUGGAGCGAUGUAGUUUGGUAGGAGUGACAUCAACUACUCAUCAUGUUUAUUUGAAAUCAGAUUUCUAUUUUCAUGUAUUUCCAAGAUCCAGAACAGUAGAUACUAAAGUCGCGUUAGUGUUCAAGUAAGCUGCUCAACACUACUUUUAACAGCAUGGUGUGCCUGGAAAUUAUUUCUUUUUUGACCUGAGAUUCUCACCUUUCCAGUGUAGUGACUACUACUUGUUUUUCUUACUGAAGCUUGAAAAUAUCAAAUUGUAUAGAUAUGUCUCCUCAAGAAUCUGUUUCUGGAAGGAGUGUUGUUUGGGGGGAGGGGACGUGGACUUUCUCAUACAACUUUACAGGAUAACAGUAAACAUUAAAUUAUUACAGUAUAUGUUUAUUUGCAGCGAGUGUUUAAUUUGUAACAAAGUGGCUCUAAAAAAAAAAAAAUGGAUCUUGCUUUGUAGUUAAUAUAUUGUAACUGUUGUAACCACUAGAAUCCUCUCAAUUUCAACAGGAUCUAUUGUAAUUACUCACACUUCUUCCUUGGUUAAUUGUAGUGCUCUUUCCAUGAAGUUGUAAGGUGGAUGUGAGGACUUGUGGUUAAAAAAGAAGAUAAGAUGACAAAUGAAAAAAGAGAAAAGUAUGCUUUUCUUUCCAAAAACUUGUGUCAUUCCAAAUAAACAUAAAGAAGUUACUGCAUGGGUUGUUCUGAAAGUAAUGUCUCCUAUUUAUUUCCAUGGAAACUACAGCAGAUACAAAGAGCACGGUAGCACUAUUUGUCAGAGUAAAUUCUCAGUUAAAAACACCACUUUUCAACAUUGUCACCACCAUCAGCUGUACAUUUUGGCCUGCGAUGAACAUGAGCCUGCGUGCCACACAUCAUAAAAUUCUGCAGCAGUAGAGGUGACCCUCUGUUUCCACUGCUGCAAUGCCUCGCUCUGCUCACAUCCACUGUUUGGUCUCCAUGGAUGUUCGGCAAACAUUGAUGCUUGUCAGUGAUUGCCAUUUUUCUGCAUCGAGGAACUCAUUGACACACCUUUGCUUCAUACACAUUCAGUGUGUUCUGUUGGACUGACCCUCUGCUUCCAUUUGUCAUAUGGCAACAAAAUACAGUGGGAUGUUAACAGGAAGGCUCAACCUCUACUGCCAUAACACUGACAUCCACCUAUGACAUUGAGGGCCAAUGUAAUAGGCAACAUUACUUUAGGAGCAGCCCUUGUACAAUAUUUUCUAGAGUCCUUCUGGUAUGAAGAAAUGUUUGUGUACCUACACUUAUUUGCAAAUUAAUUCUCAUCGCUUGCCUGCAAUUAUUAAAAGGUUGAGGUAUCGCACAACCAUCUCAGCUCAGCUUUUUUCAAGAAAAAAUGUGGAAAUUGGGUUACAGAUAUAUAACCUGACAUUUAAAGUGCACUUCUGGAGUUACUCCAUUCUUACUAGUAUUAAUUCUUUGCAUUUUCCUGCUGCAUCUCUGCAAACUUAAGUGUUUCUAACAGAAAUGUUGGCUAAAGCUUAUUUUGUUUCAAUUGCACUCAGGUGGAUAAGCUAAAGAAGAUAUAGCUAUGACCACUGUUACAAAAUAGUGUCUGAUAUAUUUAAAGCACUUGUUAAGAGUUUAUCACUUUCAAGUGAACUGCUCUCUGUUUAUUAAGGAAAAUUGUUGAUACAUCUUUACUGUUACUCCCUGGCAUAACUAUACAUAAUUUGUUUUUAUAAUUUGAUACCUUUAAACUUUGCAGUCCAAAGAGCCCAUAUAUUUGAAGGAGUAACUGUAUUACAUAUCUAUAUUGAAUAUAUUGUUUAAAAAUUCUUCUGAAUUCAGACCUUUUUUAAGGACAAAUCUCUUUCUCUGCUUAAACUUUGCCAUCCAUUCUUUUGUUACUGUAGUUAUCUGCACUGUUUACUAGUCAUGAGAACUGUUUGCUCAGCUUCAAGCUCCUCACUUUUUUUCCUAGCAAGGUUUUUAUCCAUGUCUGUAAAAGUUGCUUCUUUUGUUGCAGUUUAUGGAAGAUUUGAAAUUUUUGUGCAGUGUUUUACGGCUGUGAUAAUCUGUUUUUGUUUAAAAUAUAAUUUUUGGUAACAGCGUAGUGUAUCUUCCUUAGAAAAGCUCUGUAGUUGCUGCAAAGAUAUCAUUUAGCUCUUGAUAUGAAGUGGUAUGGGCUGUGAUGCAUGGGUGUCUAAGGUGAUCUUUAGAAGAAUGUAAGAAUUUCUCAAAAUAUGAAAUAAAGGAGUACUUAGGAAUUUGUCACUAAUGAGCACUUACUGUAUUUUUAUGUGCUUAAUAUGGUUUUAAGUCCAAAUAUGCCACCUGGAAAAAAACAUAUUUCCAAGAGUAGAACUGGCUUUGAAGAGAUCUCAUGGAAUAGUAGCUACUAGAACUACCACACCUGCCUACCCAAUAUUUUUUCUAUACUUGGAGCAAAACUCACUGCAAGUGUUGGAACAAGAAUUAGAUUUCUGCUGAUGGAUUACGACUUCAAUCAUAAUUGUUUUUGGAAAAAUGGCUAAAAUAUUUCUGUGGGAAAAGUUUUACACAGGUGCAAAGAAAUAGGUAUUUCUAACAUAAGAGCACAGUUACUAUGGGCAGGGGAAAAAGUGGAUGUAUUUAGAAGGUAAUUGUUCCAAACUUUAAAAUUAAAAAGAAAAAAAUCCAAUCAAAAUUAGGAGGAAGGGAAAACUCUGUAAUGAGUUUCAGAUCUGAAAAGGAAUUAAGGAUUAUCUGUAUCACUUCAUCCUCACUCCCCUACUUUUUUUUUUUUCUAAUUGAUGAAAAAUGCUAAAUGAUUACUUUUAAUGUAUUUACUUUGAAGAAUUGCAGUUGACUCAUCUCUUUUAUGUUAUAGUACUUAAAGUAAAUGAUGUAUUAACUUUAUGCAAACUACAGAAGAAACAGUUAAGUAGAUCAUUCUUUGACGUUCUUCUGCACAUAUAGAGAUACCUGAAGUUACUGUUGGAGUAUUCCUAGAAGGAAAAUGCUUAUGGUCUCUGAGGCAGCAAGCCUUUGUGGUGAGAGAGUGCUUAAUUUCAAAGGGAACUGGGUUCAUUUCUGCUUCCAUCAGUUGUGAUCAAAUAAAUUGUUUCAGUUUUGUGAGCUGUCUGAGAAGUGAAGCUCAAUACAUCUCUGAAAGCAGGGUUUGUAUCAUCUUGCACAGAUCUAUAAACUAGUACCGAGUUUUAAGGGAAAGAGCGUGUACAUAUGCUGUUACUAUUUCAGUGCAACGUGUAAAUUAUGGUGAAUAUAUAUUCUGUACCAGGGUAUAUCGUGUUUGCCUAGUGCCUUUCUUUUGACAGUGAUUUGUCUCUUAACAGGUUUUUGAAACAGAAGGAUGUUUAUUUUUAUUAUGAAACUUUAUAUAUACACUGUACAUAAUUUGAAUUUCAUUUCACACAUGGCUCUUGGAAAAUGUUUUACACAAAUUUGUGUUUUUAGCACUGUGAUGAUAGUAGAAUAUAUCUCUGUGCAGGUGGACAGGGCUGCUGUUGGUGUAGUUUUAUUUUUUAUUUUGUGGUUGUGGUUGCUUUUUUAAAUUAUUUUUAAUUGAAUCUAGUGUACCUAAAUACUAGAGAGGAAGUAAACUAUUUGCAACCUAAUAGCCAUUUUAAGAUAAGUUGAAAAUCUCACUGCGAGUCUUAAGGGAUGUUGUAAGUAUUGAUCCUCAACCUUCUACUUGCUUAAAUUAGUGUCAGUAUUCUUUUUUUAUUUUUAUUUUUUUCUGUUACUUCUGACCACUACGUUAAAUGCUGUGUAAUCUUUUAAAGUGAUUUUAUUUCUCAGUUUCCUUAAUGGAAUCUGGAAAAAUAUUAGCAGUGCAAAAGAGCCUGAUACAAGUUUCAUGUUUUACAGAUAUGAUUUUGUUGUGAAUGGGUAGUGUAUCUUGGUUGUGUAUUAAACAUGGAUAAAUAAAAUAAUUUGUUUCUUCUAAUACCCUACCUGGCUGUUGCAGAGAUGCAUUUGCUUACAUGCAUAUAUAAAGCGUGUGUGUGUCUAUUUGUAUGCAUUAUAUAAACAUAUAUAUGUAUCUGUAUGUGUGCAUAUAGCUGAAGUAGUUAUUUUUUUAAGUACUAUAUCAUUGAUUUAAAAUUAUAAGCUAAAUUUGGCUACCUUUUAAUCAAGUAAUGUUUUUAAUUCCCUGUGGUGUUUACAAAAAAAAAGUUGGUUGUAUAUGAGUAUUAUCAUGAAAAAUAAACACAUGCCCAAAAAUUGUGGCUUAAA
Molecule: messenger RNA, 6693 nt
Organism: Gallus gallus (chicken)
Lineage: Eukaryota; Metazoa; Chordata; Aves; Galliformes; Phasianidae
Gene: MANEA
Product: mannosidase endo-alpha
Exons: 6
Coding region: 200-1573 (457 amino acids)
Cellular component (GO): Golgi apparatus
Molecular function (GO): alpha-mannosidase activity
Source: RefSeq, a predicted model, not a curated record